AAAUAUAACUUUGCUGCUCCUGUUCACACAACAGUUUCUAUUUGGUGGUCACAGCUUCAUCAUGACGACGAUAACUCUAGAGUUCCUACAAGAUCUGUUGAAAAAUGAUUAUCCUGAUGUUACUAUUGAAGAUUUUGAGGGUGCACCAGGAUCGAAGCGUGGAGAUAACUACACCUCAAUGGUAUAUCGCAUAACCUUGAAAGGUGUUCAAAAAUCUUUUGAAGGAAUGGAACCCUGGACUGGAUCUAUCAUAUAUAAAUGCCUCCCUGAAAGCAUUCUUCGAAGAGAAGCAUUUAAAAGCGACGAGUUAUUUUGCAACGAAGUAGCAUUUUACAAAAAAAUCUGGCCAAAAUUAUCGUCAUUUCAAGAUCAUUGGAAUUUAGCUCACCCAUUUAGAUCAAUACCAACAUGUUAUUUGGCACAAAAUGAUCUCGUCAUCCUUAAAGAUUUAAAGGAACAAGGGUUCGUAAUGCCGGAUAGGAGGCAAGGUUUGACGAUUGAACAGUGUUAUGUGGUAUUAAAAAAUCUGGCACAGUUUCAUGCAUUGUCUUUAGCAAUGAAGAGCUAUGACCCAGAGGGUUUCCACGAGUUACUGAAUGUUCAAGAUGGGAUUUCUGAAGUUUUCUUCUUGGUUGAAAACGAGAAUUAUUAUAAAAGUUACUACAUAGAAGCUGCAAGGAAUGCGAUCUCGAUGGUUGAACAGGAACUAGCGGACUGUGCAGAAAAGAAGAAAUAUUUAGAUAAGUUCGAGAGCUUCUGUAGUGAGGACACCUUCUUUCAAACCAUGGUGGAGAUGGUAUCGCCAAAGGAACCGCUGGCGGUUAUCUGUCACGGCGAUUGUUGGACUAAUAAUUUUCUAUUUCGAUACGUGAAUGAAGAUAUUGCAGAGAUGUUUAUUGUAGACUUCCAGCUGGCACGGUACGCGUCUCCCACCCUUGACUUGGCGUAUAUCGUCUACCUUUGUCUAGACAAACAGCAAAGGGCUGCGCAUAUGAGUUCUCUGAUAGAAUACUACACUGACGUACUCCACCGAAGAGUGACUGAAAUGUGUGACGGGGUGUACGGUAUAGACAGGAAUACGUUUUACGAUAUGAUAACAAAAGAAUUUCGCCAAUGUAGCCGCUUCGGUCUGGGCAUAGCGCUUGACAUGUACCCAAUUAUGACAUGUGACAGUGAUGAGGCACCCAAUCUCUACCAGAGUAAGGAGAGUGAAGUGACGCAAACCCACGAGGAGGUGAAACCGGUGUGGACGUCGAAUGCAAACUGCCGCCGGAAAAUGACCGACAUUGUCGUUGAAUUGGUUGACGCCGAACUGUUAUGAAGAUUGAUAGAUGUUUUACACACAUACACUAUAUACUAUUCAUGAUUGUUUUGUGAUUUAUCCGAUCAGUUUUACCCUUUUUUACCAAGUAUUUAUAACUUUUCGUCCUAAAGGAUGAACGAAAAAAAUGUGAUUGAAUAGGCCUUGGAAUAUUGUACCAAACCACAAAAACAUUUUCAAGUGACAAGGUUGAGUAAAUGUGGCAUUUGAACCUAGUCUGUCCCAGUUUUUUUUAUGGAAUAUAUAUACGUUUGUCCUCAUGGUGUUUUGUGAUCACCGCCUUCCAUCCUCUUUUGAAUUAGCAGACCAGCCUAGGACCGUUGUGAUGGUCCUGGGGUUGGGGAUUGAAGGUGGAUAUGUGCUCUUCUUAGCUUCCCAUAGUGUAAAAAUGUCCCAUUUGGGCAUUUUUUUUUUGACAUUGACAUAAUGUUAUACCAUACCAUCAUUUUAAUUUGUCAAAACGACUGUCACUGGUUAAAGCUGUUACUAGCUUACAGUUACAAAUGUUUGUAGAAAGAAUUUAUAGGUUUUCUGUGGUGAGAAAGGAAACCUUAUUUUUUAAUGUUUCAGUAAUAAAAGCCAUUGUUGGUGGUAUAAGAUUAUUGUAUUUCGUUUAGUAAUACAAUAAUAAUAAAAAAUGUGUGUUAAUCUUACAAUUACAGAACCGUGUUAUUAAUGACCAUAGAGUUCAAGAAAGCAGUGGAGAGCGCGUAUGCACUCAUAUCAAACAUAUGCAUUAUCUGUGUUGCUCAACGCACGAAUUGUGAAUUAGUUGCCAAACGUCACUCAACUGUCGACCAAUCAAAGCCGGCGAAGCUUACCUCAACCCCCCGCAACAAAAACGCUCUCCACGCGUUCUUGUAAUCCAUGUUAAUGAUACUAAAAUUUAAAUCUUACUGUGACUACAAUUUUAUUAUUUUUUGAAAAACUGUUUGUUCUGGCCACAAUAUUAUAAAGUACUAUGAAUUGUUUAUUAUAAUCACAAAACACAAUCUAAAAAGUCACAGUAAAACAUAAUAUGUCUAUUUAAAAUAUGUAAUAUAAUUAUUACUUUAUUAAAAAUUUAUAUAUUAUAUACAAUAGCGCCAUUUAUCUUAAUAAAUAAUAUAUAGUAAUAAAAGGUUUUAGUCAGAUCUAGAGUUAUUUAUUAAUGAUAAUAUCUACAGGCUUACUUUUAUCUUUAAGACACUGUAAUUUUGUUAUUUGUAUGAUAAUUUAAAUUAUAUGAAAUGAUUAUAAAGAUUACUUUAUAAUUUUUUUUUUAUUCACUGACAUAAUUUAUUGACAUUUUUUAAUUAUUUUCUCAAAUUUACAAAUGAAUGCCACCGAAUAAAAAAGAAACAAUAGUUUAUUGUUCGAAACAUAUCUCAGUCAAAGAAAAAUAUUUAAAGGAUAUUUUUAAAUAUUUCAAUUUAAAUUUGUUUAAAUAAAUUUAUAGUUAUUGCAAUUAUAAAUCUUUUUUACUGGUUUUAGUUAAGAUAAAAAUAAUCCUGUGUUGUUACAAUUGUUUGCCUCGGACGGAAGUCAAGUUUUAAAUAAAAAAUCGACUUGAAUUAAUAACCGUCUAAAUAUAAUCACUGGUACAAUUUAAUCUACUUAUAAGAUACCCGUACAAUUAUAAUGGUAUAGUAAAUACAAAAUUAAAAAAUA
Molecule: messenger RNA, 2971 nt
Organism: Leptidea sinapis
Lineage: Eukaryota; Metazoa; Arthropoda; Insecta; Lepidoptera; Pieridae
Exons: 6
Coding region: 62-1321 (419 amino acids)
Source: RefSeq, a predicted model, not a curated record